Messenger RNA from Peniophora sp. CBMAI 1063, 3531 nucleotides. NCBI's taxonomy places the organism in Eukaryota, Fungi, Basidiomycota, Agaricomycetes, Russulales, Peniophoraceae. The record is from the annotation of a GenBank genome assembly.
AUGCCUUCUAUAGAAGAAUCCCGCAGCAAACGUAUGCUUGAAGACUUGGAAUUGAUUUUCUCCGCGAUGCCUGAGUUGGAGAUGCUCGACGAGGACUACGUCUUCAUGUCCACACCCACGACAAGUGCCAUUGUUAACGUCGCGAAUCCGUCAUGCAUUCCCUUGCGUGCAGACCAUUCCGCCAACUACUCGUUUCUGCAGCGCCAGGCCUGCAUUUGGGACUUGCAUGAGAGCCUAGAUCAAAUUCAAGAGGCGCAGUGGCCGGAUGUACAAGUCCAGCUGAACGCCUUUCGUUUACGACUUGACGCCGCCUGGCUCGAACUUCUCGACGCGCAGCGCCAGGCUUGGAUUUCCCAGGCUCAGAAACUCGACUUCAUCACGGCGCAGAAUCGGGACAUGUUCCGUGUCUCCAAAUCCGAGGGAGUAGCGCUGGUGCGGACCGAGCGUUACAUGCGACAGCCCUUGAGUGCUGUAGAACCGAUUCUUGCGGCGAUAUGCAUCAUCGCCGGAUCAGCCGUCCUCUUCUGUGGCGUGUCGUUGGCCUUCUGUCGUUUCUUCUUGAAGAGCAUGCGCCUCCUCUUGGGUUUAUCAUCUGGACGUUUCGGGGUCGACCCCAAAGUCGUGAAGCCCGUCCUCGCGAGCAUCCCCGUCGACUCGACAACUGCUUUGAAGAAGUUGGACCUCGCCUUCGCCUACCAUGCAUACGUUUGCUGCCCGGCUUGUUUCGCCCCAUACGCCAACACAGGUCCCGGUUCCUACCCCGAGACCUGUGUCAACGUGCCGACUGGGUCCACGUCAGCAUGCCAGCACUCCCUCAUGCGCCACAGGAGGAUCAACGGCCGAUUGCACUCAUACCCUGCUCGACAGCUGCUCCUUCAGAAUCUCAAAGAAUGGUUAGGCCGCUUUCUCUGCAGGCCUGGCAUCAUGGCGUCCUUGUUGCAAACCCCCACACCCAAAGCGCGGAUGUCCGACCUUUGGGACGCGCCUCAGAUGUCAGCGUUCAUAGGUCCAGACGGCUCGCAGUUCCUACGCGUUGUCCAUGGCGAGCUACGCCUCGUUUUCGCACUGAACGUCGACGGUUUCAACCCCUUUCAGGCAAAAGAGACCGGGCGAAGGGCGUCUGUGACGGCAAUGUACCUCAUCUGCCUGAACUUGCCGCCUCAUUUGCGCUACAAGGUCGAGAACAUGUUCUUCAUCGGUCUCAUCCCCGGUCCAAAAGAGCCCACCGAGGAUCAAAUUAAUCAUAUCCUUGCUCUCGUAGUCCAGCAGUUGCUCGAGUUCUGGACAAAGGGCGUCUUCUACGAUCGUACUCCACUUCAUGAUCGAGGCUUACUAGUCCGGCUCGCCCUUUUCCUCGUGGUGUGCGAUAGCCCAGCUGGACGAGACGUCUCUGGAUUUGCCCGUCACAACCACACCCGCUUCUGCCCGUACUGCAAAUUAACCUAUCAAGAGCGCAAUAACGUGGACUAUGAAACCUGGGUUGCUCGCACGCUGGGCGAGCAUCGGGCUUGCGCUGAGGCAUGGCGGGCCGGUAACGCCAAAGAGAAGUCACGGAUCUGGUCUGCGACCGGGAUACGGUACUCGGCACUCUUGGAGUUGCCAUAUUGGGACCCGCUGCGUUGUACCGUCAUCGAUAUGAUGCACGCACUCCUCUUGGGGAACCUUAAACGCCUGGUUCGUCUCUACUGGAACAUGUCCGCCAGUCUGGAGGAUGGAGAUGGGACUCGAGGCGAUACGGCUCCGCUCCCUCCCCAUCCUGAGAUGCUUGAUGAGAUAUGGCGCCACGUACGCGCGUCUCCAAGGAAGGCCCUGUCGCAAUUUACCCUGGACGACUUGCGAGGACUCGUUCGAAGGGAGAAUAUCGCCAUGCCUAGAAUCAUCGGCCCUCGCGCUAAUCACAAGAUCACGUUCGUGGAUGCGCUUGUGAAGCAUCGCAUCGAGUUAGGCUGGUUCAACGCGCAAGAUGAGCGUCUGAAGGAACCCGCUCUCGAUGAGCUCCCUCACGAUCCUCUCCAGGUGCUCGAGCUCGGCGCAAAUCCUGUAGAGAUUGCCUCUCUUGAUGUGUUCUUUGAAUGCGCACCGGAUGCCAGUGUCUUCUUCGACUUUACGGCAAAGGUCUUGAUUGCGUUUCUUGUAUACAAGAUGGAGCUCCCUCGGAGCAACUACGACAAGACGUCGGAGAGAUACAAGUUGUGGGGUAAGCGUGGUAAAAAGAAGGCGCUCGUGAAGAGGAUCACGGAGUUGAGGUUUAAUGCAGGCUUCUCAGACGCUAUAGGCAAUACGAAACGGCCUGACCCCGUGCGCUAUACUCGUACAGCGAGCAAUUUGGCCGGGGCUAAGAACACGGCCAUCUUAGGGAAACGCCGCCUCGCAGAAGUUUGGGCCGACAUGGAUCGUACGAUCACGCCAACCUGGGUCGGGCACGCGCCGCAUCACAUCGGAGAUAAGCAGCAUCGCAAGGUCGGCGCGGACGAUUACAGAAUCUUCAUCACUAUCAAUCUGGUUGUCACGAUGGUUCGACUAUGGGGACCCUGCCCUCUCGACUCGCGUGAGCGCGCGCUGCUGGAUAACUUCAUGGCUCUCGUCACUGCUACAAAUCUCGCAUCUUCCAGGGAGAUCGACAACGAAGUUGUCGAGCAAUAUUUCGACAACAUGCUGGCAUGGAUCCAGGGCCUUAUUGACCUCUUCCCAGGCGUGUUGAUCGAAUCACAGCAACAUCUUUCCCUUCACCUUCCUUAUUUCCUUCUCAGCCUCGGCCCUACUCAUGCAUGGCGCUGCUUCGUCUUUGAACGUUGGAACUUUCUGCUACAACAGAUCAACACGAACAAUCAAUUUGGGUCUCUCGAGCGAACAAUGUUUGAGCGUUUCAUCAUGAACCAGUUACUACGUGCUGCCCUUCUUGACGGCGGCCUGACAGCGGAGCUACAGGGGUUCAAGCCCAUCUUCGAGGAGUGUUUCGAGUCGGAUAAGCGUGGAACCAUGCUCAGUGACUUCCUGUCCCUCGGACCUGACGAAGACCGGGCAGCCCCGCUGCAUCCAUCCUCUCAACGACCCUCGCUUGACGAUUUCGAACCGUCUGUCCUUGCGCAGUUACGGAAUAGCAUAACUCGCUCAGGCGCCAUUUUCUUAUUUCACCAUGCGAGCAUCGUGCGCUCGGUCUCGGUCGGAGCUGCCACGUUCUCCGUGAACUCUCCUGACUGUUACGUCGCAGUUGGGACCUUCCCGGCGGCUUGGCGUCUCGGCAAGAUCGUCCAACUCAUAACAUACUCCGAGCCGACUACGCCCGCUUCGACCUCCUCACAGACGUUCGUCGCCGUUCGCUAUUUCAAGGACCUCCUUCAGGCGGACUCAAGAUACGACUGGUAUCGUGAUUGGCCGCUUGCAGCUGGCAAACUUCACUAUGCUGAAGUCGAGGACGAGAUUGACCUGGUGGCCCUUGAGCAAGUGAUCUGUCAUUGCUGCGUUACGGAGUGGGAAACGUGGUCUUAUAUCAAUAGACCUGUGAUACACGCUCUUCCACUGAAUAGAUGA